CCUUAAUUUGAUACCUUCAUUUUGUUUUAUGACAAUUAUAUUUUGAUUCAAUACAUUUUUUUUUUUCUCCUUCAAAAGGUCAUAUUAAUUCCAGAAUAUAAUUUCUGAAGAUAUUCCAGGUAUCCACUAGUCAAAAAAAUUGAGGUUGAAUCAAUGAAAAACUUUUGAGGAUAACAUGAAAAUAUAAUAAAUAAAUAACAUUGAAGAUUAAUUAUUAUAUUAAAUGAUGAUAUUGAAAAGUAGAGCUAACACGUUUUAAUGUCACGUUUUAAUCACGUUUUUCUUACCCUGGCAUUUGACUUGAAUAUUAUGAUUUUGAUAUGAAAGGUCAUUUUGUUGAACCUAAUGGUGAAGACACCAAGAUAAGCAAGGAUUAUCCAAUAUUAAAAUCAUUUCUUGCUGGUUCAUUUUCUGGUACAUUUUCUACAAUAUUAUUUCAACCAUUGGAUUUAAUUAAAACACGUUUACAAAAUACUGCUAAUAAUCAUGGAAGUCCACCAAGACAUCCAAUGCUAUCAACUGUCAUUCAGAUUGUACAAAAAGAUAAUAUCUUUGGCUUGUGGAAAGGCAUGACCCCGUCAAUAACACGUGUAAUACCUGGAGUUGGUUUAUAUUUUUCUUCAAUUCACUGGUUAAAAAAUACACUUUUAUUUGAUGAACCACUCUCACCACUUCAUGCUGUAUCACUGGGAAUAGCUGCAAGAACUCUAUCUGGAUGUUUACUUAUUCCAAUAACAGUUGUUAAAACAAGAUAUGAAAGUGGAGUCUACAAAUACAAUAGCAUAAGUCAAGCACUAAUGUUAAUUUAUAAAUACGAAGGUGUACGUGGUUUAUCAAGUGGUCUAUUACCAACAUUAUUACGUGAUGCACCAUACAGUGGUCUUUAUCUUAUGUUUUAUACACAAUUAAAAAAUAUAUCUGACAUAGCUAUGGAUAAUCAACAGCUAGUUGCUGCUCAUUUUGGAUGUGGUAUUGUUGCUGGUAUAUUGGCAUCAGUUAUAACACAUCCAGCUGAUGUACUCAAAACAAAAAUGCAACUAUAUCCUCAUGAAUUUAAUAAUGCAUACAGAGGAUUUAUUUUUAUACAUACAAAAUAUGGAUUAUUGGGAUAUUUUAAAGGAAUUGUACCGAGAAUGUUGAGGAGAACAUUAGUCACAACAAUGGCAUGGACUGUAUAUGAGCAAAUUACUACAACAAUUGGGCUUAAAUAAAAUAAAAAUACAUUUAUUAAAUUUCAAUCUCCAAUGCAGUAUUCAAUUUUUUUUCAAUGAAAAAUAAAUAACUAUUAUUUAUUUUUUUUAAAAUUAUAUAUUGUACAUAUAUAUAUUUUUUUUCUAUUUGUAAAUAAAAAAUAAAUAUUUUAAAUAAGUAAAAAUGAA
Messenger RNA from Aphidius gifuensis, 1379 nucleotides. RefSeq names its product mitochondrial glycine transporter-like. Gene Ontology annotation, molecular function: glycine transmembrane transporter activity. Lineage: Eukaryota; Metazoa; Arthropoda; Insecta; Hymenoptera; Braconidae. Gene Ontology annotation, cellular component: mitochondrion; mitochondrial inner membrane. Bases 321 to 1211 code for a protein of 296 amino acids. The transcript is spliced from 7 exons. Gene Ontology annotation, biological process: glycine import into mitochondrion. The record is from RefSeq and is a predicted model, not a curated record.